ACUCUCGAUCCAGGCCACAGUGAAUGCCCGAGCGGAUGGUUGUGAUUCACGAGGCACAGGCCGCUGAUGUACUUCCAAGCUGACGUCAAAACAGCUCAAAAACCAAUGUAACUCACAAGUUGCUGGAGCCGUUGUUUUGGUGAAGAAUACAGACUUAUUUCUACAACAAUUUAUAAGCUGGCUACUCUCUCAGUCGUGUUACGCGCUUGAACAAAUGCUAUAAAUGCUGGUUAUUUCGUAUCAGAACAAAUGUCCUCAACUUGGGUCAUCAGAAACAAAACAGUCUUUUUCGCAGCCUCGACGGCGUACGGAACUGGAAAUGGAACCAAAGUCGGAAAGAGGAGAGGUUAAACCCAAAGUCUACAACUGCGAAGUAUGUAAGAAAUCAUUUCGUAACCCCGCGGAAUUGAUAGUUCACUUGCGAGUCCACACUGGGGAGAAGCCAUAUGGAUGUGAACUUUGUGCGAAAAGAUUCUCCCAGAAGUCGGGUGUGAAGAGUCACAUGGUCAGACACAAUGACGCCAGACCAUUCAAGUGUGAUGUAUGUGAUCAGGCGUAUAAACUAAAGAGCAACCUUCAGAAACACUCAAAGCGCCACACAGAUGGAAAGCCAUACCAGUGCCCUGUGUGCGAGAACAGAUUCGCAGUUUCCCGGAACCUGAAGGAACACAUGAAAAUGCACCCGGAACUGACGACCUACAAGUGUGAUAACUGUUCAAAGACUUUCGAAUCUAAAGCUGCAUGUGAUAAACAUAAAGCAUCACACCAUAAAGAGGUUUUGCCUGUGUGUGAGCUUUGCAACAAGAGUUUCGCUGAUGAAGAUGUUCUGGGCAAACACAAGUUGAUACACGAAAAGGAAUGUUUCAGAUGUGGGAUCUGUGAGGAGACGUUUAACAGCACAGGGGACCUGUACAAACACAUUCGUGCACAUAUAGGAUACAAGAAGGGAGAUUCUGUGUUUGGUUGUGGGUUAUGUGAGCGGACGUAUACUCAGUGUUCCCGCCUGACAGAACAUUUGGAGUCUCAUACCGGGAUACAUGCAUACGAAUGUCUCCAGUGUGACAAGACCUUCACCUCCGCCGCUCAGUUAAAUCGCCAUGUUUAUGUUCACGCUGACGACAAAGCUUUUGUAUGUGGAUACUGCUGCAAGUGUUUCUCAACAGCGGCCUACUUAAAAAUACACAUGGUCGUGCACAUUGACGUCGACAUGGUCAAGGCCUUAACUUGUCCCGUGUGUGACAAGAUAUUUCGUCUGAAACACACCUUCAACACACAUAUGAAGGUACACUCUGCCCCAGAAACCUUUCGAUUGUCAGGCGUGACAGAAGGCGUCUCCUGCGAAAGAAAAUCUGCAGACCCAUUUCAGGUGUCACACCGGAUCACAAUAUUUUCAGUGUGCUCGAAAAUUCAGUCACUCUGGAGCGCUGAAGAAACAUGAGACUCCAUGAAGUUGACACAGAAGAAACUCGACCUAGCGUCAGUUACACCAUCUCAUGGGAGGAAGUGGA
Messenger RNA from Haliotis rubra (blacklip abalone), 1508 nucleotides. RefSeq names its product zinc finger protein 16-like. The record is from RefSeq and is a predicted model, not a curated record. Gene Ontology annotation, biological process: regulation of transcription by RNA polymerase II. NCBI's taxonomy places the organism in Eukaryota, Metazoa, Mollusca, Gastropoda, Lepetellida, Haliotidae. Gene Ontology annotation, molecular function: RNA polymerase II cis-regulatory region sequence-specific DNA binding; DNA-binding transcription factor activity, RNA polymerase II-specific. The transcript has 2 exons. The coding region runs from base 224 to 1438 and encodes 404 amino acids.